CCGGGGAGGCGGCGGGGCGGAGGAUGGAGUAGCGGGGCGAGGCGCCGAGGGAGCAGAUAGCGCGGGGAGCGCCGCCUCCGCCCGGCUGAAGCUUUUGCGGGCGGAGGAGAGAGAGGAAGGGAUCAUGCGAGGGGGGCUAGCGCAAUAGAGGCAGGAGCGGAUGGUCGCCCGGAGGCUCCGCACCUAGGGAGCGUGACGUCCUGCUGCUGUGCCGCCGCUACCUACGCUGCCCGAGCUCGUCAAUGGAGCUGGAAAACAUCGUUGCCAACACCGUUUUGCUGAAAGCCAGGGAAGGGGGUGGAGGGAAACGCAAAGGCAAAAGCAAAAAGUGGAAGGAAAUCUUGAAAUUCCCUCACAUUAGCCAGUGUGAAGAUCUCCGAAAAACAAUAGAGAGAGAUUACUGCAGCAUAUGUGAAAAGCAGCCGAUUGGAAGGCUUCUCUUUCGGCAGUUCUGUGAAACCCGCCCGGAGCUCGAGUGUUGCAUUAGAUUCCUCGACUCGGUGGCAGAGUAUGAAAUUGCUCCAGAUGAAAAGCUGGGAGAGAAGGGAAAGGAAAUCAUGAUGAAAUACCUCACCCCAGAGUCUCCAGCCUACGUUCCAGAAGUCAGUCAAGAUCUUAUCCAACAGACAGAGGAAAAACUCGAAAACAGUCCCUGCAAAGAGCUAUUCUCUCACUGCACAAAAUCUGUCCUUGACCACCUCAGUGGGGAACCAUUCCAAGAAUACCUGAACAGCAUGUACUUUGACAGGUUUCUCCAGUGGAAGUGGUUGGAAAGGCAACCAGUAACGAAAAACACGUUUAGGCAGUACAGGGUGCUAGGGAAAGGCGGCUUUGGGGAGGUCUGCGCUUGCCAGGUUCGAGCAACAGGGAAGAUGUACGCCUGCAAAAGAUUAGAGAAGAAAAGAAUAAAAAAGAGGAAAGGCGAAUCCAUGGCACUAAAUGAAAAGCAGAUUUUAGAAAAAGUCAAUAGUCAGUUUGUAGUCAAUUUAGCCUAUGCCUAUGAAACAAAGGAUGCACUAUGUUUAGUUCUGACCAUAAUGAAUGGAGGUGAUCUCAAGUUUCAUAUCUACAACAUGGGAAACCCAGGUUUUGAGGAGGAAAGAGCUUUGUUUUAUGCUGCAGAGAUUCUUUGUGGUUUAGAAGAUCUUCACAGAGAAAACACAGUAUACAGAGAUUUGAAGCCAGAAAAUAUCCUGCUAGAUGAUUAUGGCCAUAUUAGAAUAUCGGAUUUGGGUCUAGCUGUUAAAAUCCCUGAGGGUGAAUCGAUCCGUGGAAGGGUAGGAACAGUAGGGUAUAUGGCCCCGGAAGUGUUGAACAACCAGAGAUACACACUCAGCCCUGACUACUGGGGACUGGGCUGUCUCAUUUAUGAGAUGAUUGCUGGGCAAUCACCAUUUCGUGGAAGGAAAGAGAAGGUGAAGAGAGAAGAAGUGGACAGAAGAGUUCUGGAGACUGAGGAGGUGUACUCCCAUAAGUUUUCUGAGGAGGCCAAGUCCAUCUGUAAAAUGCUCCUCACCAAAGAUGUGAAGCAGCGGCUGGGCUGUCAAGGUGAAGGUGCAACAGAAGUGAAGAGGCACCCUUUUUUUAAAAGCAUGAAUUUCAAGCGGUUAGAAGCAGGAAUGCUGGAUCCUCCCUUUGUCCCUGAUUCUUCUAUGUCUCCACAAAAAUGCUGUGGAUUGCAGUCUUCAGAAAGGCAGAGGGAUGCAGCCUCCAGCAGAUAGGACUUUCAUCAGGAGUUAGUUUGAUUUAUUGGUCACAGUGCUCAGCUCCAGAUAAAAUACUGCAUUCAGCCCACUGGUCUUGCAGUCACUGUACCCUGUGUUGACAGUACAAUUCAACCUGUUCUUGAUUUUGGUGGUUGGGCUAGUCCCUCAAACCAGCCCUCAGUGAUUCCUGUGCACCAAAAUGUAGCUCUGUGUUGCUAAUGGAAGCUCUCUAAGCACACAAGUGACCACUCUAUAUCAGGUAGCUAGUGAUGACUUUUUCUGUUUUCUAUGGCUGACUGAUGGAAUAUUAGCUAAAAGAGCAUCACUGCAAAUUUUCCUGCCUGUAAUCCCAGAAAAUUAAGUAGUUUUAAAAGGUGAAGCCAUUUGACUAUUUAUUUGAAGAAAUGCAGCCAAGUUAAAAGAGUUAAUAGAGGUGAUUCUGGACAGCUUCCAGCAGCUGAGCUAUUAAUAAAAACAAUGGAAAAAUGCCAAACCUCUUCUGUUUUCUUUAGCAGUUGGAAUACAUUCCUUUAAAUUUUUAAACUGCAAAACCUGCAGCUAUCUGAGCAGAACACUUCUAUUUGAGGUCCAUUUUCAGAGCUGUCUCCAGUAUGUCACUCAAUAUUCUGUUCUUCCAUCUCUAAAAAAUGUACUGAAGGAUUUGAUUUUUAUUUUCUUGCACUUUCUGUCCUUUUUCUCUCACCUCUUUGCCAUAUGCUAUAUGGAUGACUAAAACCCACUUUGGCUGCACUGAUGCUUUAAAGACUUCAAAGUGGGACUCUUAACGUGCUUAAAGCAAAACCAGCCUUUGAUGAUAAACAUGCAGGCAGAGCAAGUCUAGAGAAGCAGGAUGCAAAUAGUCACUUGUUGUGAGUCGUUCUCACUUGUCUGAAACUGGAAAAAAGCACAUGGUCAGACUGGGAAUUAUUCUUUCUCUUGCUGUUU
Tympanuchus pallidicinctus (lesser prairie-chicken) is the source of this 2651-nucleotide messenger RNA. It is a transcript of the gene GRK5, whose product is annotated as G protein-coupled receptor kinase 5. Gene Ontology annotation, cellular component: cytoplasm. Gene Ontology annotation, molecular function: ATP binding; G protein-coupled receptor kinase activity. NCBI's taxonomy places the organism in Eukaryota, Metazoa, Chordata, Aves, Galliformes, Phasianidae. The record is from RefSeq and is a predicted model, not a curated record. Bases 243 to 1721 code for a protein of 492 amino acids. The transcript is spliced from 14 exons. Gene Ontology annotation, biological process: protein phosphorylation; regulation of signal transduction; signal transduction.